AUGGUGAACAGCUUGAUUGCAUCAUGGCGGACCUACCCGAUGUGGAUGCAAUGGGUCGGUUCGAUAGCGGUAAUGUUCGAACUGAUCUCCUGUGGACUUUCGGUCGGCUGGGCCUCGCCCUACAUCGCAAACUUCUUGAGUGGAGAUUCGCCGUUUCCCGCAACAGAAGACGAAGUUUCCUGGAUAUCCUCUUCGUUCCAACUAGGCCGAAUAGCAGGCGCAAUUCUGGGAGCAAUUGGCGUCCAAUACUUCGGAAGCAGAAGAGUGCUGAUCGGAAACGGAGUGGCGUUAUUGAUAUCCUGGAUUUUGACAAUCGUGGCGUACUCUGUGCCCUGGCUCUAUGUGACAAGGUUCAUUUGUGGGGCUGCCAAUGAGGCGAUGAACAUCUGCUACCCUCUUUACCUCGGAGAUAUUUCUGGCCCCGGAAUUCGUGGUGCUAUAAUAGUGUUGGCGAUAAACGGUUCGGCUAUGGGUGUCAUAGUGGCCUAUUCUUUAGGGCCCUACGUCUCGAUGAAAGUUUUCGCCUACGUGGGCCUUGUUCCGAACAUAAUUUUCUUUGUGUUGAUACCGUUUCUUCCGGAUUCACCGUACUACCUUGCAAGCAAGAAGAAGUUCAAGGAAGCAGAGAAAUCCAUACUUACUUACAACCGGAAGGCAGAAGUCGAUAAGGAGCUGAAAUCGGUUAAUGUAUUCGUCGACGAAGCGGAAUCGGUUAAAUUCCUGGACAGAUUGCGAGAGUUGAAUUUACCCUCCAAUAGAGCUGCUAUCAUAAAUUUAGUAAUUUUCACCGUCUUCGUGCAAUUCAGUGGAACCGCCAUCCUAACGGCUUAUCUAGAAACAAUCUCAACCCGAGGAAUGCUAACUAUAAUACCAGCUUCGACGAUGCCACUUCUGACCACAGGUCUAGCCGUUUUAUCCGGGUGGAUAACAACGCUGUUUGUUGACAAAUGGCAACGGAAAGUAAUGUGGAUUAUUUCAAACGGUGGUGUCAGCUUGUGCAAUACGGCGAUAGGAGUUCAUUUCUACCUUCUAAAUAUCGGCGUUGAUCCAAAUUCGCUUCAAUGGCUAAUUCUUCUGUCGUUGGGACUAGUCGGCAUGCUUGCCAACGUGGGAAUCACUACCGUACCUCACAUACUACUCGGCGAACUUUUCGGGGCUAAAAUACGAACUCUGGCCGUCUGCAUAUGCUCCUCGUUUGGAGGCAUCUUCGGCUUCGCCGUAAUAUCUGGUUACCAAUAUCUGAUCGAAAUCAUCGACGAGGCUUACAUAUACUGGAUACUGGCAAUCGUAACGUUAAUCUCUGCGAUUUACAGCGUGAUAAUGAUGCCUCAAACGAAGGGAAAAUCUUUGACAGAAAUACAAACUGACUUGAUGAAUAAAUAGUAUUCAUUCAAUGGACAAGAGUGGUUAAUUCUAAGC
This is a messenger RNA of Diprion similis, 1419 nucleotides long. RefSeq names its product facilitated trehalose transporter Tret1-like. Gene Ontology annotation, cellular component: membrane. Gene Ontology annotation, biological process: transmembrane transport. The transcript has 2 exons. The coding region runs from base 1 to 1383 and encodes 460 amino acids. The record is from RefSeq and is a predicted model, not a curated record. NCBI's taxonomy places the organism in Eukaryota, Metazoa, Arthropoda, Insecta, Hymenoptera, Diprionidae. Gene Ontology annotation, molecular function: transmembrane transporter activity.